Bactrocera tryoni is the source of this 1716-nucleotide messenger RNA. It is a transcript of the gene LTV1, whose product is annotated as protein LTV1 homolog. Gene Ontology annotation, biological process: ribosomal small subunit biogenesis; ribosomal small subunit export from nucleus. The record is from RefSeq and is a predicted model, not a curated record. Bases 105 to 1637 code for a protein of 510 amino acids. The transcript has 2 exons. Lineage: Eukaryota; Metazoa; Arthropoda; Insecta; Diptera; Tephritidae. Gene Ontology annotation, cellular component: preribosome, small subunit precursor; nucleus; cytosol.
UUGCUUUAUCACGCUGGACACAUGCGUUUUACUGUCAAUUCGUAAUAAAAUAUUUUUCUUCAGAUUGCUACUACGUUUCCUCAAUUUGAAAAUAUUAAAGCACAAUGGGUAAGAGCAAGAAAGCUUUCAUCGAUCGCAAAAAUGCUGUGACCUUUCAUUUGGUACACAGAAGUCAACAUGACCCUCUGGUAGCCGAUGACACUGCGCCUCAACGUGUGUUGGUGGAAGCGACUCCGCAGAACCAAACUAAAACCACAGACCCAGAAAAUACUACUAAACGCCGUGAAGAACAACAGAAGUUUGGUAUAUUUUUUGAUGAUGAUUAUGAUUAUCUACAACAUUUAAAAAAGCCGGAGCAGGAAGUGGUUUGGGAGUAUGUUGAAAACCCAAAUCAUGCACGCAAACGAAUUGAAGAAGGCGCAGUAACUACCGCUCCAAAAUUAGCAUUGCCAAGUUCAGUAUUUGCUUCUGAAUUUGAGGAGGAUGAAGGUAUGUUAAACAGAGCGGCCACCGUUUCUGGACCACGACCAGAUUGGGACCCAGAUGUAGUUGCUGCAUUAGAUGAAGAUUUUGAUUUUGAUAAUGAGGAUAACCUGUUGGAUGAUGAUUUUGUUGUGAAAGCAAUGGCAGAAGGCGAAGAUGAUGAUGAAGGUGAAUAUGAGGAUGAUGAUAAUGAAGAUGAAUCAUCUUCUAAUAUGGAGGAAGAUGAUGAUCAAGAUUUUGAUUCUGACGAUUUGAAUGAAAGUGAUGAAGAGGAGGAUGAUCAAGAAUUAAUGGAUCGACUUGGACCAUUACUGCGUGAGCGUCGUUUUAACGAUGAGGAAACUAAAUCGCGAUUUACUGAGUAUUCUAUGUCCUCAAGCGUUAUUCGGCGCAACGAACAAUUGUCAUUGUUAGAUGAUCGUUUUGAGCAUUUUUAUGCUACAUACGAUGAUCCCGAAUUAGGAGAUCUAGCCUGUGAAGAAAUUGAGGGAGAUUGGGAUCAGAAGCAUCGAGUUUUGAUGCAAUGCUACAGAGAACACAAACGCGGCAAAAGAGUGGAACCGUACAAAAAGGAAUGGGAUCGUGAACGGGUUGAAAAAUAUCGUAAUAUCGUUGAUGGUGAAGAGGAUCCCAAUGAGGAAUUGGUUGAAGUAGAAAUGAAUGAUGAUAAACAGAAAAAAUGGGAUUGUGAAUCUGUGCUCUCAACAUAUUCGAAUAUUUAUAAUCACCCAAAACUCAUUGCAGAGCCCACACGUAGAAGUCGUCGGAGUAGUAAAGCUGAAUCAAAUGAUGGCCCAAAUAAAAUUGAGAUUGAUCCGAAAACGGGAAUGCCGUUAAACGUUUUGAGAAAUGGCGAUAAUAAUCAACUUACUGAAAAAGCUUUAGCAAAACUCGAAAAUGGUGCAAUUUCGUCGGGCGGUCCAAAAUCACUGUGCAACAAGUCUUUAAUAUCUACCUUAAGUGUAUUAUCCCUUCGGCCUAAAGAUGAAACACCUGAAGAGAAGCGGGAACGCAAACGACUUUUAAAAGAAUAUCGGUUAGAACGACGGAUCGAAAAGAAGGCAAACACGGAGGCCUUUAAAGAAGAAAAGAAGCGACAAACUCACGUUAAAAUCAAUCAAAAAUCUAAUCAACAAGGCAGCAAAAUUGUGUAACUUAUAUUAAAUGUUAUAAAUCGUUGUAUAAAAAAAUAAUUUGUGUCAAUAAAAAUGCAAAUAAUAGUUUAUCAAUAUA